AUUUAAAUCUUUGACAUGACCUUACUCAAGUCAAUAUAAAUGUUAUAUUUUUAAAGAAUGUUCUUUUAAUGUUGAUUUAACAGUAAAUUACAACAGAAAAACUGGGUUUUCACAGAAAGGGUCACAAAAGGUAUCUGAAGAACUGAUGACAUAUGGCAAUUAUAACCCCAUAAAAGUGACAUAUUUAUAUAACACAAACAUGAAAUACUUGUGAAACAAUUCAUGAAUGACUAAACCGAAUUGUUGUUUUUUAGGGAAGAACUAUGAUUAACCAAAACACGUUUUAGCAUGCCACAUAAUAACUAGCAGUGACAGACUGGUGAAGUUCAGCAUAAAGUGAAUCAUUCAACGUAAUUUAUUUUCAUAUUCAGUUUUUUGUAAAUUUUUCGUUUAUGCCUUAGGCUAUUAGAAACCGCAUAUUUUAACUUUAAUUUAAAACCGCAUUUCUUACUCUAACACAUAUGGGGUACCAGUCUAAUACACUGGAAUGAAAGAACAAAAUGAAGAAAAUGAAUUAAAAAAAUUCCCGGGUUGAAUAGAAAGUAACGUCUUGUGUUUCUCUUUGUUUGUGUUGAAAUCAUUUCUUUCGUCUUUCAAAUCCGUUUCACUAAUGCAGCAUAUAAACCCAACAUCUUCUGUUAGUCUUUCACCAAACGACAUUUACACGAUACAAGACAAGUCAACCAGUCAAUCCCAAAUAGACAUCUGUUAAAAUGGAUCUGCGUUGUGUGGCCUGGUUGUGCAGCAUCAUCUGCUUUGCGCGUGUUUAUUCACUUCCAACAAACUGCAUGCUUCAGAAGCACUUAAUAAAGACAUCAUAUACUCUUCUGGAUACUAUGGGGGGUCUUUUUCCUGAGCAAUGCCUGGAGGACGAUGUUAAAAUUAAUUUCCCUCAAAAUGUUUUCGAGGCAAACAGUGCGCAACAGGUUGUUGGUGUCGAAAAGGCCAUUUACCAAACACUGCAGAAUAUUGAAGCUUUGUUUCAGAAUGAUGGCAUUCCUAACGAGUGGAAUGAAAAGAAGUUGGAUGGUUUUUUGCACACCAUAUAUCGCCAGAUCGAUCACGGCAAAUGCAUCCUGAGCAAACCUGAAGCUGGACAGCAUUCUCUUGAAAGAGAUGAAGCGCUCAGAAUUUAUUUUGAGACCAUAUCCGCAAAUAUGAAGCAAAAGGAUUUCAGUUACUGCGCAUGGGAAGUCGUAAGAAAGGAGGUUCUGCGCACCCUUGACUUCAUAGUAAAACACAACACAGACAUCAUGCUAUGAGACCCCGAACAUUUAAUCUAAUUUUAUUUAUUUAUUUAUUUAUUUAUUCGUAUUUAUUUAUUUAUUGCUAAUGUUGUAACGAAAACAGCGAUUAUUUACACUUUUUGCAUCUAAAAGCUGUUAUGUCUUUAUUUCCAUUUAGCACUGAAAAGCAAUAACUUAACAUUUUUACUGUGUGAUCAUAACAUUUUUUACUUUUCAUAA
Molecule: messenger RNA, 1466 nt
Organism: Misgurnus anguillicaudatus (oriental weatherfish)
Lineage: Eukaryota; Metazoa; Chordata; Actinopteri; Cypriniformes; Cobitidae
Gene: ifnphi3
Product: interferon phi 3
Biological process (GO): defense response
Cellular component (GO): extracellular region
Molecular function (GO): cytokine receptor binding
Source: RefSeq, a predicted model, not a curated record